AUGACCAAAGAUGAAAGACUCGAACGUGAAGCUCAAAAAUACGCUGAAAGAUUAGCUUCAACUUAUCCCCCCAGUUUGGACCACUGUCGUCGUGGAUCGUGUAACAGUUACGGAGCUGGAGAAAACCUUGCUCUAGCUUGGGGACAUACAUCAGUAGAAAUAAACGCAACAAAGGCUUGGUAUAACGAAAUAUGGGACUUCAACUAUUGUCAUGGAGAGAAAAAUUUUAACAGACCUGGACACGAAGGCAAGAAAAUAGGACAUUUUACGCAGGUAAUAUGGAAAACCUCAACCAAACUUGGCAUUGGUUAUGCACGAAAUGCAGACAGGACAAGAGUUUACGUCGUGGGAAGAUAUUUAGAUCAUGGAAACGUGCUUGGUCGAUAUGCAGAGAACGUUCCAUUUGCCAAUUAUUUGCUCAGAUCAUUUCAAAACAACUGUAAAGGUCAAAAUGGCGGUUUAUCACCUUGGUCAGCACCUGGCGAGUGCACCCGAAGUUGUGGCGGAGGUGUACGAUUUAAAACACGAACAUGUACAAACCCCAAGCCAUCGUUGAAUGGUCGGGAUUGUGAUGGUGAGACACAAGAGCUAGCAGCCAAAGAAUGGUGUAACAUUCAGAGCUGUUCAAAUAAUGAAAACCAUAGAGAUCAGCAAUGUGAAGCAAGAGGAAAGACUGCUGAUUCAUAUACUUUACCCAAUAGUCAAUGUACUCUGUAUUGUCAUAGUGGCACUGGAAAUGCUUACUUGUCUUUGGGAGAUGUGGACGACGGUACACAUUGUAACUCGGACAGCGGUGUUUGCGUGUAUGGAAAAUGUAUCUCAAUGCCACCGUACGUAGCUCCUACACAGCCUGCACCAACAGGUGUAAUUGAUGGUUCGUAUACAGAGAUACCAAGUGACAACGUUUGGGAUAACAAAAUUUUCAUUGUUCCAAAUGGCGCGAUCAAUGUUACUAUCACAAAUCACGAUUACAAUGGAGUGGAAAUGUUGGUGGGCUAUCAAACGACCACUAGUGCUGGUUGCAACUGGGGAGAAAGAAGUUGGAUGAAUGAUUGGGUUGACUAUUAUGGCUCGUUUACAGCCCAACACAAGACUGCCGGUGUUACAUAUAAUUACGAACGCCUUCCUAAAGAUUCAACUAUUACUAUUUCUGGUCCAGUCAAACCAACAGAAGGUUAUUCUUUGGUGAUUUACGUGGAAGGAAAGAAAAGAGCAAAAAUUUCAUGGAAAUAUGAACUGACCGGGUAAUGUUUCUGGAUGUAGACUCAUGGAGAAAACAUUGUAAUGGAAAUCAGAGGGAAAGGGGAAGCAAACGAUGCUUAUCUUUGGUCUUUUUCACCAUGAAAAUGAUGUUACAAACAUCAAAGAAGAGUAGUAAACAUUCCUCAUAAACAAGUCUUCAAUCAUGUUAAUAAAAAAUUUGAUUUGUUAA
Messenger RNA from Xenia sp. Carnegie-2017, 1432 nucleotides. RefSeq names its product A disintegrin and metalloproteinase with thrombospondin motifs 3-like. Gene Ontology annotation, molecular function: metalloendopeptidase activity. Lineage: Eukaryota; Metazoa; Cnidaria; Anthozoa; Malacalcyonacea; Xeniidae. The coding region runs from base 1 to 1248 and encodes 415 amino acids. The record is from RefSeq and is a predicted model, not a curated record. Gene Ontology annotation, cellular component: extracellular matrix; extracellular region. Gene Ontology annotation, biological process: extracellular matrix organization. The transcript is spliced from 10 exons.